Messenger RNA from Telopea speciosissima, 1137 nucleotides. RefSeq names its product flavonol synthase/flavanone 3-hydroxylase-like. Gene Ontology annotation, molecular function: flavonol synthase activity. The transcript has 3 exons. Gene Ontology annotation, biological process: response to light stimulus. Lineage: Eukaryota; Viridiplantae; Streptophyta; Magnoliopsida; Proteales; Proteaceae. The record is from RefSeq and is a predicted model, not a curated record. Bases 25 to 1092 code for a protein of 355 amino acids.
GCAAGAGAGAGGGAGAGAGAAAAAAUGGAGGUAGAGAGGGUGCAACCCAUAGCUUCCUUGUCCAUUCCAGAGAGUAAGAGAGAAACAAUGGAGGUACAGAGAGUGAAAGCCAUAGCUUCUCUCUCUAUCCCUUCUGAGAGUAUCCCUGAUGAGUUCAUAAGAUCCGAGAAAGAGCAACCAGGCAUUACAACCUACCAUGGACCUGUUCCUGAAAUCCCAACCGUUGAUUUUAGGGACCCAGAUCAGGAGAAUUUGGUUCGUAGGAUAUCUGAUGCCAGUAAAGAAUGGGGGAUAUUCCAAGUUGUGAAUCAUGGGAUACCCAAUGAAGUGAUUGAGAAGUUGCAGAAGGUAGGGAGAGAGUUCUUUCAAUUACCAGAGGAAGAGAAGGAAGCUGUAGCUAGGAAACCUGGUUCGUCCACCAAUGAAGGGUAUGGGACAAACCUUAGGAGAAGUGAUGAGAAGAAGAGUUGGGUGGAUUUCUUGUUCCAUAAUAUCUGGCCUACUUCAUGUAUCAACUAUCAGUUUUGGCCCAAGAACCCACCUGCUUACAGAGAAGCCAACGAAGACUACGCUCAAUACUUGAGAGGGGUAGUGGAUAAGCUGCUGACGACCCUUUCUCAAGGAUUAGGGCUUGAAGGGAACAUGCUAAGAGACGCUGUAGGUGGAGAAGAACUGGAGUAUCUACUGAAAAUCAACUACUACCCACCUUGCCCUCGCCCUGAUCUGACUCUUGGUGUGCCGGCACACACCGAUAUGUCAGUCUUAACUGUUCUUGUGCCUAACGAUGUUCCAGGCCUCCAAGUUUUCAAAGAUGAUCGAUGGUUUGAUGCUAAGUACAUCCCCAACGCUCUCAUCAUCCACAUUGGUGACCAGAUUGAGAUAUUAAGCAAUGGCAAGUACAAGAGUGUGUUGCAUAGGACCACUGUGAAUAAGGAGAAGACAAGGAUGUCAUGGCCAGUGUUUUGCUCGCCACCUGCAGAGAAGGUUAUAGGUCCUCUUCUACAACUUGUUACUGAAGAAAGUCCUUCAAAAUACAAAACCAAGAAGUACAAGGACUAUGAAUAUUGCAAGCUCAACAAACUUCCCCAGUAGAACUCUCUACUAAAGAAGGAAAGAAAACAAAGUGUGCUUAUAAAA